Molecule: messenger RNA, 426 nt
Organism: Procambarus clarkii (red swamp crayfish)
Lineage: Eukaryota; Metazoa; Arthropoda; Malacostraca; Decapoda; Cambaridae
Source: RefSeq, a predicted model, not a curated record
AUGAAUGUUGAGUUCGAAGAGGACGUUGUUGACUUCGAAGAGGACGCCGUUGAGUUCGAGAAGGACGCCGUUGAGUUCGAAGAGGACGCCGUUGAAUUCGAGGAGGACACCGUUGAGUUCGAGGACACCGUUGAGUACGAGGAGGACGCCGCUGAGUUCGAGGAGGACGCCGUUGAGUUCGAAGAGGACGCCGUUGAGUUCGAGGAGGACGCCGUUGAGUUCGAGGAGGACGCCGUUGAGUUCGAGGAGGACGCCGUUGAGUUCGAGGAGGACGCCGUUGAGUUCGAGGAGGACGCCGUUGAGUUCGAGGAGGACGCCGUUGAGUUCGAGGAGGACGCCGUUGAGUUCGAGGAGGACGCCGUUGAGUUUGAGGAGGACGAUGGGGAAGGGGGGAUGGGGAGGGCCGGUUUCGGUCCCAGCUUUUAA